Molecule: messenger RNA, 318 nt
Organism: Penicillium argentinense
Lineage: Eukaryota; Fungi; Ascomycota; Eurotiomycetes; Eurotiales; Aspergillaceae
Product: JmjC domain protein
Exons: 1
Coding region: 1-318 (105 amino acids)
Source: RefSeq, a predicted model, not a curated record
AUGGUACCUUACGAACCGAGAAAGAUCUUGCUUGGCCACAACACGCUCGCAAUCGCCGAUCCUCGAAGCGUCGAGUCGUUGGUCAGUCUGAAACAGUCGAAUGUUGCGUGGAUGAAGAAGUUUAGCGACCGGAAUAGCCAAAACAGCGCGGAGCGACUGCAACGGCUCCGGCGCGAAGCAGAAGAGCACCUACGACUCGACGGAACCCGUACUGCGCCUAGAGAAGAGACUACGACUGAACCAUAUUUCCCCAUUGAUCCUGCACUUGGAGACUUUGUUAUGCGCCGACCAGAUAUCCCCAAGAAAAGACCGGGAUAA